GCUGAAGCCUUUUUUGCCUCGCAGCGGUGCCAGGAAAGACUUGCUGCAGCAGUGUGCAGCUCUGCAGCAACCGUCGUGCAAGAUUCGUGCGCUUACGCGCGUAUUGCUGGUCGCCGCCGGCGCGUCCGCGCUCAGCCUGGACCGACGCGUCGCGCUGCGCGUUGCAGCGGUCGCGGUUGCGUGUCCGAGUCGACCGGCAAAAGCGGUGCUCGCCUGCGUCGACGGCCAGGGUCCGUGGUGCGGCGGACUCGAGCCGGCCACGAACGACCGCGCGCAGAGCGCCGAGGCGGUAAAAAAGGCGUACGAAGCCGAGCUCGCAAAGCUCGUGACGAAGCGGCCGCCGCCGGAGCCGAGCGACAGCCAGGACGAGAAGAAGUGAGCCAUGCUGCUGCGCCUCCUCUUCACUGCACGCCUCUGCGCGAGCCUCGUGCCGCCGCCGCAGCGUCAAGGGCGCGUCGCACCGGUCAGAGGCAAGCGGCGCCUGCUCGACGACGACGACGCCAAGGAACAAGCCGUCGACCCCGUACAGUGGGGCCAAGCCGGCGCCGCGCUCCUGGCGAACGAAUGGAGCAAUGUCGCGGAACAGAUCGGCAUAGCCGAGCUCAGUGAGCUUGUGGAAGCGCGGCAAAGCGACAUCCACGGCACGGGGUUGUUUGCCACGAAAGACCUCGAGAUGGGUACGCUCGUCACGUUAUAUAGGCCCGACCUAACGGUCGACGACACGGGGAAAGCGCUCAUGAUCGACCAGGCCGACAGCGACUACUUCCAGGACUUUCAGAAGGCCCAAGCUGCAGGGAGCCGCCAGUACUUUGUUUUUCCGCCAGGUGUGAAAACGAGCGCCAUUCCCGAUCCUUGUCCGCGGUUCUGGGUCGCGGCCAACCCGGCCAAGGAGGCGGUUCCGGGGUUCCUCGGCCAUCUUGCGAAUGACGGAGCUUUAUGCGCCGACGACGGUGAUAUAGAAAGGUACCUUGGUGAGUCCGUCGCGCGGGCGAACGCGUGCCUCGUGCCGCUGUGUAUCCCACUGAUGGGCCUCGUGCUCGCCGAAGACGUUUCCGCGGGUGAAGAACUCUUGGUAACGUACGGCUACGACGCCUGGCUCCGGACACCGCUCGAGAAAACGCAUAGCAAAUCCAUCGAGGACUUGCUGCGCAAGGGUGCCACGCAAUACGCGGGCCUCACGCUCAUGGCCUCCGAGCGCUACGGCGACGCCCUGAAGCGGUUAUCGAACUUCGUGCGGACCGGCUCGACGGAGGAGGCGCCUCCUUCCCCUCCGAAACGCGCGAAGCGCAAGAAGAAGCCGACUAGUGGCGGCUUCGGGUAAGUUUAUGGUCA
This is a messenger RNA of Pelagomonas calceolata, 1332 nucleotides long. The record is from the annotation of a GenBank genome assembly. NCBI's taxonomy places the organism in Eukaryota, Pelagophyceae, Pelagomonadales, Pelagomonadaceae.